CCAUUUUGCAUGUUUUUAGCUGUUGGGAAGAAUAUUGUCAUACGCACAGUUACACUGUAGAAGCAUUACUGAAUCUGCCUGUUAUUUAUAUGAGUGUAAGGCUCAAUAUAAUGUGGAUUUGGUAUUUGAUGCCCAUUUGCCUCACCAUAUGGUUCACCGUUGGUAUCUGGAUUGUGUACGCUAUAGCUGUGACUAAUGGAUCAGUAGAUAUCACUGCUGGCGUUCCAUACAUCAGCAUUUGUGGAGCAUUCCCACCCCAGAGCUGUUUAUUUGGACAAGUUCUUAAUAUUGGGGCAUUUUUUGCUGCCUGGAUUGUAGUAUUGAGAUUUCAGCAACUCAGAGACUAUGGCUAUAACUCCCAUCUGAACUCAGCAAGCUUGGUCAUGGGGUGUUUGUGUGCCUUGGGAACAUCCAUAGCUGGAAAUGUUCAGAUUUCUGUACAAGAAGAGGCUCACCUAGUAGGAGCUUUCUUGGUAUUCGUCGCUGGUAAUGUUUAUUUUUGGAUGCAGUCAGUCCUGACCUAUAAAGUAAAGUCAAGCCAUGAUGGGCAUUGGGUUGCACCAACUAGAUUUCUCCUCAGUGCAGCUUGCACAGCAUUGAUUGUCAUAAUGGUGGUCUUCUUUACAGAGAAUAUGAAAUCAGCAUCAGCAAUAUGCGAGUGGAUUGUUGCCAUGAUUAUAUUCGUGCUGAUUGGAUUGUUUUCAGUUGAAUUCUGGCAUUUUGAUACGGUUACUCUCCAUGUCCUGAAGAGGAAGAUAACAAUUCCUAAUGAAAUGCAGGUCUCAACUAUAGCAUUGUAUUAACGUGGAUCUAGAGAGAGGAAAAAACGCACUUUCAUGUGAUUCAGAAUGGUACAUUUCUCUAAGGAAAAUGAGAGUAAGCUCUUCAGAACCCCCUUCCUCUCAUUAUCCAUUAUUACUGUUAUGUCUAGUUAGAAUGUAUUGCACUUGUAUUGUAUCUAAUACAUAGCAUAUUCACGUUAUCUAGUGCUGCAGAAUAUGAUGGUACUUUACAUAGAAACAAUAAUAAAAAUAUUAAUAUAAA
Bombina bombina (fire-bellied toad) is the source of this 1044-nucleotide messenger RNA. RefSeq names its product modulator of macroautophagy TMEM150B-like. Bases 90 to 803 code for a protein of 237 amino acids. The transcript is spliced from 7 exons. Lineage: Eukaryota; Metazoa; Chordata; Amphibia; Anura; Bombinatoridae. The record is from RefSeq and is a predicted model, not a curated record.